Molecule: messenger RNA, 948 nt
Organism: Microstroma glucosiphilum
Lineage: Eukaryota; Fungi; Basidiomycota; Exobasidiomycetes; Microstromatales; Microstromataceae
Exons: 2
Coding region: 1-948 (315 amino acids)
Cellular component (GO): kinetochore; Ndc80 complex
Source: RefSeq, a predicted model, not a curated record
AUGGCACCUCCAUCGCAGCCACAGACGGCACCUGAAGCCCUCGUAGGCGUCACAUCGUUCCCUCAGCUUACUGUCAGCGAGAUCCUCGAGCAACUCUACGAGAUUGAUCUCCUCUGGGUAACCACCGAAGACAUCAACAAGCCCACCUACCACUCUGCCCAGUCCAUCUUCCUCAAGUGGAUCGAGACGCUCAACCACGUCGGACGUGAUGACAUUGAGGAGCAGGCAGAGAGGCUGGCGUUGGAGCAGGACCAUGGAGAGCUGUACAAGCAGGCCCUCUUCUUCACCCUCUUCUACCAGGAAGUGAGGAUCCUCAUGAAGGCCGCACAGGUGCACAAUUUCACCUCGCAGGACCUGCUUAAGCCUCAGCCCAAGAAGUUCAAGAAGCACAUGAGUGCAAUGGUGAACUUCCACAGAUUCAGGCUGGAUAGACUGGAGGAUCACGACGUGUAUCAGAAUGAGGCAGAGGAGUUUACAGACAUUAAGAGCGAGCUGGUGGUUGAUGUGGAUCGAUUGAGGGAGGCAAUUCGGGCGAAGAAGGAACAAUUGGAGGAUGAGGCUCCCCGAGCUCAGGUGAUCCGCGAGGAAUGCCAGAGGCUGAGUGACGAACUCGUAUCCCUCAAGUCUGAACAGACGGAGAUCCUCAAGCAAAGAGAUGUGCUCAACAGCAAAAAGGCCAACCUCGUCGAGCUGCAGAUGGCGCUGCAGACCGAGAUUCGUCUUGGGACCGAUAAGCUAAGACGCCUGCAGUCCAGGAUCGUGACGAGUCCCAAAGAGCUCAAGAAUGCAUUGACGAUGCUGAAUGAGGAACUGCGAGAGGGCAAGGCUCAUUUCCUCGACACGCAGAGAAAGGCCAAGGACCUGGACGCUCGCGUGGCAUUAGCGAGGGAGGUAGAGGAGGUAAGUAAAGCGAGAGCCUGCAGAGUGGUAUCAGGGCGCCAUUUCUGA